CCGCCGCUGCUGCAUCAUAACAAACAUGGCGGCGGACUGAGGGCAGCGGCGGACAUUCUGUGACGCUGUUUUAAUCAACUGUGCGUAUUUUAAUGUUAUAAUUUGUUCGUUCUGUUUCCCCACGGAUCAGGAUGGAGGCUGGCCCGUUUCCAGAGGAGGUUCCGGCCCGGAAAGUGUGUGUGGUCGGUUCGGAGCUGGUGGAGAACUACACAGUUUACAUCAUCGAUGUAACUGAUGGCCUGCACAAGUGGACCUUGAAGCACCGCUACAGCGACUUCUAUGACCUUCAUGAGAAGCUGACGGCAGAGAAGAAGGUGGACCGGCAUCUGCUUCCUCCUAAGAAGAUUCUGGGAAAGAACUCGAAGAGUCUGGUGGAGCGGCGGCAGAAGGAGCUAGAACUCUACUUACAAACGCUGCUUCAGCAGUUUCCAGAGGCCACGCCCACUGCGCUCGCCUGCUUCCUGCACUUUCACCUCUACGAGAUUAAUGGCAUCACAGCAGCGCUGGCUGAGGAGCUCUUCCAUAAAGGUGAGCAGCUGCUGCAGGCUGGAGAAGUGUUUUCUCUUCGUCCGCUGCAGCUUUACUCCAUCUCCCAGCAGCUCCGACUGGCCAAACCGACCUGCUUUACUGGAGACGCCAAAACUGACCUGGGUCAUAUCCUCGACUUCACCUGCAGGCUGCGCUACCUCAAGAUUUCAGGGACCAGAGGUCCAGUAGGAACCAGUAACAUCCAGGAGAACAGCCUCUCCUUCGACCUGUCUGUUUUCAAAUCACUGCUGCAGAUUGAGAUCAGCGACUGCAGCUCGCCGCAGGUUCAUGGUUUGCCGUCUCUGAGAUCCACCCUGGCCACCCUGAGCAUCCACCGCUCCACACAAUCUAUGAUGUCCAUCCUUGUCCCAGAGGCCAGCGAGUUCUCGCAGUGGGAGCCUGAGGGGGCGGAGUCUGGGUGUCCUGUCACCGCUGUUGUUCCCGUGUGGAGAAACCUGACCACGCUGGACAUGAGCCACAACUGCAUCAGCGCCGUCGACAGCUCAGUGAAACUGAUCCCUAAGGUGGAGUUUUUGGAUCUGAGCUACAACCAGCUGUCGUCUGUGGAGAACCUGCAGCACCUCUACAACCUGGUCCAUGUGGACCUGUCCUAUAACAGCCUUCGGACCCUAGAAGCUGCUCACACUCGUCUGGGGAACAUCAAAACUCUGAGCCUGGCUGGUAACCAGCUGGAGAACCUGACGGGCCUCUCCAAGCUCUACUCUCUGGUCAACCUGGACCUCAGCCACAACCAGCUGGCCCAGCUGGAGGAAAUCAGGAACAUCGGUGCUCUGCCCUGUUUGGAGAAACUCAACCUUUCCAGUAACCCUAUGUGCAUCAUCCCAGAUUACAGAACCAAAGUCCUGGCCCAGUUUGGUGACCGUGCAGCAGAGGUGUGCUUGGACUGUAAAGUGACAACGGAGAAGGAGCUGGACACAGUGGAAGUGCUGAAAGCCAUUCAGAAAGCCAAAGAGGUCAAAGACCGGAUGAGCAACAGCGACAAGAAGAUCACUGAGGACACCAACCCAUCUGCUGCUGCACCUCCUACGUCCUCAUCUUCAUCCUGUCUGGCCCAGCAGGCUGCCUGCUCCAGCCAAGAAAUAACGAGCAGAGAAGAAGUCCCCGAACCCCCCACUGUUAUCCCCCCUGUGGACGCUGCACCUCCCCCUGAGAGCUUUAACUCCAACACACUCCUCCUGUCUGCUGAACCUGCUCAGGUAAAACAUUCUGCACUCAGUCCAUCUGAACAAUCACUCUGUGGAGCCCCAACCAACACAGCUUCUUCUUCUUCUGCUGCCAUCUGCUGUGUCUGCUCCGCCUCCUUUUCCAGUCUCCUUGAGGUUCGCUGUCCCUCCUGCAGCGCCACCUGGUGUCCUCUACUUCCACCUCCUCUCUACUGCUUAUCCUCCUCCAACAAAGACUUCAUUACUCAGCUCUCCCAGUGGCUCAGUUUGGCCCUUAGGGAGCAGAAGACAAAGAGGGGAGAAGAGGAGGACGAGUCUGAUCCCAGAGACGUUCGGUCUCCUGUGGAGGGCUCUGAUCUCUGCAGUCGCAGUCCGAGCUCCAGGGAUGGCUACUUUGAGAUGGGCCUGGAUGAUUCUGGGGAGGAGGUGGUAUGCUCCUCCCCCUCGUCGCUCCCUUCUCCUGUCGCUGAGGGGGAGGAGCCUGGCGGCCUCCUGGAGGCGCCCUGUGAGGAGAAGGCGGUGGUUCAGGUCCGCAGAGUUCUGUGGUGUUGUUGUGUCCUGGUCAAUGGCGAGGUGAAGCAGAGGGAGGCAUGUCUGGUGCUGACAGACCGGCUGUUGGGGCUGCUCUUCUGGUCACAUGACUCCAUGUCAGCCAAUCAGGAAAGAGGCCAGGACCAGAGCCCAGCUGUGGAGGAGACCCUAUCGGGCCUUCAACUGGACCUCCUGGUGCCUUACUCCCAGCUCCUGCUGACCUCCCAGGCUGAGCUCCCUGAUUCUUGUCUCUCCUUUAGAAUCAAAGCUGGUCAGACCUGCUGGUUCAUCUUUUCUGAAGCCGAGGAGCUCCGGCAGACCAGAACCGAGCUGACUGUGCUGCUCCAGGACCCUCAGUGUCUCCCGGAGCCUCGAGGUGGUCCUCAGCUCCUUCCUCCCUCGCUUAUCAACUCCUGGGAAGUGGAGGAGAGUCAGGGAGCUCGGGGAGGAUAUCCUGCCCACAUCCUCUGCUCCUCUUCCUCGGGUGAUGUCCAUCUCUUGUCCGAUGUCGGAUCAAAGGAUCCCAGCCUCCUUUCGCUCCUCUUCCUCACACACAGACACCUCUGGGUGCUCAGGAUGGACUUCAAAGAACUGUCAAAAAAGGAUGGUCCCAAAGUUCAUCAGUCCUCCUCCUCCUGGUGCAGGCUUGUGCGUGUCGCCCUUGGCUCGGUGCUUCUUCACCCCAAAGAGCGAGAUGCUCAGAUUGGAAAUGGAUCCGACCACAUUUCCUGUCCUGACCCACAACACUGUCUCAGGAGUCAGCAUUCAGUGGAUCUACUCGCUGGUGGUCAGAAGCUGCUGCUGCUCUUCCCUCUGGCCCAGGACAGGAGCUCCUUCCUGGGUGAGCUGAGCCAAAGAAGAGCCUCUCUGGAGGGGCUGAAGAUGGUGGCGCUGCCCCGACACUGCAGGCCCUGUCCAGGCCAAGGUGGACCAGGCUGCUGCAGAUCCAAAGAUCCCUCUUGCUGCUGCUGCACCAUCGACAGGGAGCUGCACAGCUCCAGCAGUUGGGACUCGUUCAAACUCCAAACUGAGGAGAACCAACCAUCUCCCCACCUGGUCCCGGGUCUCUCACCUGGCCUGAAGCUCCUGGCAGGACUCGGAGGACAGCAGCUGCUGACCUACUUCAACAGAUAUGUAGCUCUGUCCGAGGCGGAGGACCUGAGACACGUCCUGUGGCUUUCUGUGGUCCUCUACAAGGCUCCAGAAACUGAACUCACCUGCUGUCUCCUGCUGUCCACGGACUGCAUCUACUUCCUGCUGGAGGACUCUGCCACAGCCGUGGGUCACCACUCAGUGAUGGACAUAUCAAACUCUGGAGACUCUGAGGCGAGUCUUUGCUACUGCCUGAGCAUCAGACUGUCCGAGCUCCAGGCUGUCAACGUGGGUCUGUUUGACCAGUACUUCAGAGUAGUAGGAUGCUCGGCCGAUCACAUCGUGUGCUGCCUCAGCAGGGACAGUUACGGGACCAGCGUCUUCCUGCAGGAGCUGAUGUCGGCUCUCAGUCUGCAGCAGCAGCUUCCUCCACCGGAGCCGUCGGAUCAGGACUUCUACUCCCAGUUCACCAGCACAAACACAGGUAAGAUGCAGAACUACGAGCUGAUCCACAGCAGUAAGGUGAAGUUUAUUUAUCCCAGCGAGGAGGAGAUGGGAGAUCUGACCUUCAUCGUGGCAGAGAGGAAGACUUCAGCCAGCACAGCUUCUUUAUCCUCAAGCUCCUGCAGCAUCUUGCUGUACCUGCUGGUCUUUCAGGUGCAGAUCCCCAGCCAGUGUUCUGCCGCCUCAGGCCCGUCUUCCUCCGUGUCGGCCUCCGACGGAUCUCCGGUCCUUCAGCCCAGGACUCUGAUCCUCACCGGCACCGACCUGUUCCUGCUGGACGAGGACUACGUCAGCUAUCCUCUGCCGGACUUCGCAAAGGAACCUCCGUCCAGAGAGCGUUACCAGCUCUGUGAGGCUCGGAGGAUCCGGGAUCUGGACCGGGUCUUGCUGGGAUACCAAACCUACCCUCAGGCUCUGACCCUGGUUUUUGAUGACCUGCCGGGCCCUGACCUGCUCUGCCACCUCACCAUGGACCACUUUGCCGCCACCGGAGAGGAGGCUCCGCCCAGAGGAGUCGCAACCAACAGAGGCGCCGAGGGCGAGGUGCAGUGGUGCAUCUUCAUCCCGGGAGCCGACUGCAGAGAGAGGCUUAUCUCACUCCUCGCCCGCCAGUGGGAGGCGCUGUGCAGCCGGGAGCUUCCUGUCGAACUGACCGGCUGAUUGGAUGAUGGGAAUGACUUAUCGCCAUGGGGACCAGUGUUUGGACCCUGCUCUGACGAAGCCACCUGGAGGCGCUCUAAGGGGAUCCAUCACUUAGUUUAAGGCCUAAUAGGCCUUGGUACAAAUAUCUGCUGCUGGAAAGCAUGGAGGAUUCAGAACUGCAGGUUUUUAAAAACAGGAAAACUGACACUUGAUACUUAACAAACCGGUGUUGCACUACAGGGGGCGCUGCAGCAUGUCCACAGGAGUUUAACAAUAAAUAUUUAAGUUGAUAUAACCUUUAAAGAACUUUGCUCAGCACAGAUAACGGAUACAGGGGCAAGCUGGUAGGAAAACUGUUUCCAAAGCUGUUUGAAUCUGAAACCUGCUUUAAAACCAAAAGUUGCUUUGAUGUGUUUCAUAUUUAUGUUUUCAGUCCGGUUCUACUGCAGACAGCUUCUGAAUUAAUAUAUUAGCACACAGACUCACGAGUUGCUUGGCACAGUAUACUCUAAACGUUUUAUUUCUUGCACAUUAUAACAAAUGGAGCAGUAUUAAUAAACUGUAUUGGAAACCUUUUAUUAAUAACAGAAUUAUUGCUUUGUGACAGAUGGGAUGUUUUCUGUCCUGAAGCUGAAAUUUGUGGUAAAAAUAAGGUUUUCUGGUAAUGUUUCCAACAUGAACUCUUAAAUAUUAUAACAUAUUGUUAUUUUUUAUAUAUAUAUUCAUAUUCAUAUUAGUGUUUUCUUUUAUGUUUUUGUACAUCAUCAUGACUGAAUGGAGAGUCCGUCAGUUUUGGGUCACGCUCCAUCACUUUUCUCUCUGUUGGACUCUAAAGUUAAACUGAAUCCUUCCUAAAAAUACUUCUUCUUGCUUUGUUUCAUGAUGGUCGGGAGGUUCUCUGAAGAUCAGCCGGUUUCAACCUCAGAACGUUCCUGUAAUGACAACAGAACAUCACAAAUAACUUCUCAGUUACUAAACGGGUCCUUAAAAGUGUAGAGAAUAAAAACCUCAAAAUAAAGACAAGAGAAAGAUUAA
This is a messenger RNA of Girardinichthys multiradiatus, 5516 nucleotides long. It is a transcript of the gene nisch, whose product is annotated as nischarin. The transcript is spliced from 28 exons. Gene Ontology annotation, cellular component: cytoplasm. The coding region runs from base 132 to 4499 and encodes 1455 amino acids. Lineage: Eukaryota; Metazoa; Chordata; Actinopteri; Cyprinodontiformes; Goodeidae. Gene Ontology annotation, molecular function: integrin binding; phosphatidylinositol binding; protein kinase binding. The record is from RefSeq and is a predicted model, not a curated record.